This is a messenger RNA of Oncorhynchus tshawytscha (Chinook salmon), 2769 nucleotides long. RefSeq names its product tumor necrosis factor alpha-induced protein 2. The transcript is spliced from 12 exons. Bases 175 to 2220 code for a protein of 681 amino acids. NCBI's taxonomy places the organism in Eukaryota, Metazoa, Chordata, Actinopteri, Salmoniformes, Salmonidae. Gene Ontology annotation, cellular component: exocyst. Gene Ontology annotation, biological process: exocytosis; exocyst localization. The record is from RefSeq and is a predicted model, not a curated record. Gene Ontology annotation, molecular function: SNARE binding.
GGGAAAUUACUUCCUCCAGAAAGACCCAUGGUAUCCCCCUACCAUGCGCACAAAGAGAAACGCUCAGAUCUGUGGGCAAUCAAUAUAAACAGCGGACACAGUGGAGUUUUUCAGUCUUGAGUAGAGUGUGAUAUUGAAGAGCUGCUGCAAGCAUUGUUCAUUCGGCUAUUCACAAUGAAGUUUUCUGUUCUCCACGUACUGCCCAGAAGACCGAGGAAGACUAAAGAAGAAAUGGGUGCGGUCGGACACGACCAAGCGACUGUUCUAUCACCUGUAAUGGAGGGCAGUGCCAAAACAGUACAUGGGAGGUUUAGGCAUAAACUGAAGAUGCCCCAAAUACUAGGCUUUGUGCCAAGACCACGGAGCCCCAAACCCAUAGUGGAGAGCAAUCCACCUCAAACAGAGGUGGUUUUGGACUUUAUGGAGAACCUGAAGGAAAAUCGCUUGGUGGAGGCUUGCCAGCAGUUGCUUUUGCGAGAGGAUCAGCUCUUUGGCCAAGAAACCAUGACGAUAGAGGGGUUGGUUCAGGUUUGCAACGAGGACGAUAAAGACACGCUCCAAAAAGAUUAUGAAACCCUGCUGCUCCACUUAUGGAUGGCAGUUCACACCACCUUUAGUUCCACACCCUCAGGAGAACACCUAGAGAUACUUCGGAGUGCGGUGGAAACCAUAAGGCUGCUGGAAGAGAAGGACCAGCAAUGGGAAGGGCGGCCCGAGGGCAGCAGCGAGGCCCCCGUGUGGCGGCCACACCAGUGCCGGCACACCCACGACAACCUGCUUGAAAAAAUGGUGGAUUCUCAAAUGAGGAAUGCGACAGUGGAGGAGGACAAUAUUAGCGUUAGCAGUGUGGACAACCUGUCAACGUCCAUGAAAAGGGAGGUAUGUAGGAUGGGCAAGCGUCUGAAGGAGGACGUUCUCAGGGUGGCCAGGGACAUAAGGGACUGCUACCCCCCAGACUUUGACGUGUGCAACUUGUAUGUGAGACUUUACCAUCAGAAGUUCUCAGCAAAGUUAACAGAACUGGCCCGCUCUGGGCUCGAUGUGGAUGACUGUAACUACCUCCUCUGCUGGGUGAACAAUUACUAUCCAAAUGACAUCUUAAAACACAAAGACCUUGAGGGGCACAUCAACAUGGAGUCUUUGGGAACUCUUUUAUCUGAGAAGGAUCUCACAACAUUGGAGGAGCAGUAUCUACUACAAAAAGAGAGUAGAGUCAGGACCUGGUUCUCCAAGGCUCUCAGUAAGGAGGAGGAGGGUUGGCUCAGUGGAAAGAGUCCAGAACUCAUUGAUGGGUACUGCUUCUGUCCUCUGGCCAUUGACAUCAUACAGGCUGUUGAUGGGGCCAUGAGAGAGGCCAGGACUAUUCUGGGCAGUGAGGCUAAAGCCCAAAGAAUCCUUUGUCAGCUGGAUAGCUUCUUGAUGAGCUAUAAGAGAUCUCUUGAAGAAUUUGUGAAGACAAGACGGGAGAACACUCAGGCAGUCGUGAAAGCUAACUUGGUUAACAUUGAACAAUUCAGAGACUUCAUAGUGAGAAGAGAGGAGUCAAUCCCAGAAGAGAUCAGGACAAGCUGUAUGUCCACAUUGGCAGACCUGAGAGACUGUGGCUACGGAUACUUCACCCGCCCCAUACAUGAGGAGCUCAGGGUGCAGUACCAUAAGCUGUGGACGCAGGCCUGGUUAACUGGGGGUCAGAUGGUACUGGAUGAAGUUCUGGGGACACUGGACAGACACAUGCAGCAAUUCACAGACCUCAAACCCAUCUGUGUGGAGGAGCUGCUGGGCCGGCUGCACAUGGAGAUGAUGGUGGAGUAUGUGAAGAGGAUGAUGAAGAGGAAGAUGAGGCUGAAGGACAAGGAGCAGCAGGAGGCAGCAGCCAAGUUACUGGCUGAAGACAGCAGCAAACUGAGUACCUACUUUACUGAAGCAGGGUCCAAAAUAAGCUGGCUGAGUGAGGUCCUCCCUAAAAUGGCGGAGGUGGUCAGACUGCAGGACCCAGGAAGCAUCCAGCUGGAGAUCGUCACCCUGGCUAUGGACUUCCCAGACCUUAGUUGGAGACAUAUUUCGGCUCUGCUUUCCCUCAAAGCCAACCUAUCCACUGCUGAUGUCCGCGGCAUCAAAGAGAGCCUGGAAGUGAACCGUCCUUCAGUCACCUCCUCCAAUACCAACCCACCAUUCUUUUCCAAGGUUCCAGCAGGCAAAUUUUGGCACAUGCCAUCUUAAUUGUGUAAUUUUCUUGUUGUAAACAGUUUUUCUGGUUGAGAAGACUAACUGGUCUCUGUUAUCAAAUCAAAUGUAUUGGUCACACACAUAUUUAGCAGAUGUUAUUGCAGGUGUAGCGAAGACUAAAAUACAGUAGAAUAGAAUACAGUGUGUAUAUAUAUAUAUGAGAUGAGUAAAGCAUGUAAACAUUAUUAAAGUGACUAUUGAUUCGCAGUCUGUAGGGCAGUAAGUAGCCUCUUAGGUCCAGGGUUAAGUGGCCAGAUGGUAGCUGGCUAGUGAUGGCUAUUUAACAGUCUGAUGUCCUUUUUUGGUUAUGUUGGUUGUUAUCUCAUCAUCUAACCAGAUUAUAAAGAUGUCCUUUGCUUUUCAUAAACGAUGUCAUAUUUAAAAUGGUUUAAGAAAAUGGUGAUUCACCUUAAAGGGAAUGGGUCAUGACAUUUAUAAAGCAUGUGACAAAUAACGUUUGAUUUGAAAUGCAUUGGUCCAAUACUUUUUUUAUUUGUGAUUAUGCUGCUUUCCAAUGCUUCAUAAAUUGAUGUGCUCAGCAAA